Molecule: messenger RNA, 2083 nt
Organism: Cercocebus atys (sooty mangabey)
Lineage: Eukaryota; Metazoa; Chordata; Mammalia; Primates; Cercopithecidae
Exons: 3
Coding region: 1124-1570 (148 amino acids)
Source: RefSeq, a predicted model, not a curated record
UGGGUAGCUGGGACUACAGGCGCCCACCACCAUGCCCAGCUAAUUUUUGUAUUUUCAGUAGAGAUGGCGUUUCACCAUCGUGGCCAGGCUGGUCUCGAACUCCUGACCUCUUAAUCCACCCACCUCAGCCUCCCAAAGUGCUGGUAUUACAGGUGUGAGCCACCGUGCCCAGCCCAAGUUAUUACAUUCUUAAGACAAUCAGACACCUCUUAGAGUCUACAUAUAUGAAGUUUUACUCCCUUUUCUGCACUCAGUAUGUCUUAAUUGAUGCAAAGCAAUUAAUUGGCCUAAAAUGUUUCAAAUAUUAUAGUCUAUACAUUCAGAGAGUAAGGUUUAAGAAUGAAUUAUUGGUGCUUCUUGAUGGGUGUAUAUAGCAGUUUUUAGAAGUUUAAAUUUCACCUGUACUCAGAAAGAUAAGCUUUUGAUUCAGUGGUUUCAAAUUUUUAGAUCAAUCCAUUUAAGAAUUGUUUUUUCAAAUGUAUAUACACGUAUAACAUAAAAAUUUUUGUAAUUUCAAAUGUGUUUUUUGGAUGAAUUAUUAUAUUUGGUUUUAGUUACAUUUAAAAGCUUGAAAAUUACCUUUGUAACAAUCAUUUGAGUAUCAUUCAUUGUCAAAUGAAAUCAGGUAUUUACAUUUUUUUCUAAUGCUAAAAUAUCCAACAUUGUAAUUGCCUUAUUUUUCCAUUUUUAUAAGUAUAAAAGCAAUGAAUUUUAACACUGAUAUUUAAGUAAUACAAAAUAUUAUCCAAAUUCAUAACAGCACAGUGAAGUUUCUUUUGAAGACUGUACUAGAAGCAUUUAGAACUUAACCAAUAUAUACUGGGAUAAAUCGUUUCAAUAAAGUUUUUCAAAUAUUCUGUAAACUUGGACUUUUUGAAAAAGCAUGUAAUCCCUUUCAUUCCUAAGUUCUAAAAUUCAUUCCUUACAUCCUUCUUCAAGAACAAGUUUAUCAAUUUCCCUGAGUUAUUCAGUCCUACCUGUUAUGGACUGAAUAUUUGUAUCCACACCUGCCCCCCACCCCAAAUUCACAUGUUGAAGCCCUAACCCCCAAUGUGAUGGUAUUUGGCGAUGGGGCCUUUGGAAGGUAAUUAAGGCUAGAUAGGGUCAUAAGGUUGGUCCCCUUAUGAUGGCAUUUGUGUUCUUAUACAAAGAGACAGGAGACUCUCUCCAUCACGUGAAGAUACAGCAAAACAGCAGCUGCCUGCAAGCCAGGAAGGGAACCCUCAUCAGGAACCAAACCAUGAUCUCGGACUUCCCAGCCUCUAGGAACAAGGUGUGCCUGAAUAAAUAUGAGAGGCCUUUCCAUGUUCCUAGAGUGCCUAACCUGGCCUGUGUGCUUGCAAGCUUCUGCUCAUUCUUCAAUACCCAGCAGAGACUUCCUUCUCCAUGCAGCCUUCCAAGACCCACCCGAGCACAGGUAUCAGACCUUUGGGUCACUCCUAGUCCUACUACUGCAUUUAUCUCACUGGAUUUCAGUCAAGUGUGUAGACAGCUAAUUUGUGCAUGCCUGGUCUGUGAGCUCUGUUCCCAGCAGUUGGCUCCUGAGCACAGGGUAAACUCUGAGAAUUGACUACAUUUGGUCUUACUUCAUCAUUACUGAGUUUCUUUGCUCUCACUAAUCUUUGAGUCUUAUCUUCUGACCCCUGGUCACUGUCUGAGGAAUAGAUGCUGGCUUGUUCCUCUGAAAGCAAAGGAAUUUAAGACAUGGGAUUCACCUUCAAAGAUGGUUUAUUCCUCAGUGUUUCUUCUGCCAAAUAUUGUUACUUCCCACUGUACAUUUUUCCUGAAGGGUCAACUUUUUUUAAAAGUUUCAGUGGGAAGGUAAAUAGAACUUUCAGACAUGCUGAAAUGACUAGAUUUGAGAGGUUUUGUUCUCAGGUUAUUUGAUCACUUUUAAAUACAUACACAUCAGUUUUAAGAACUGUGAAGCUUAAAUAUUGGGUCUUUAAUUAUACAAGCAAAGGAACUGCCUUAUAUACAUUUCCUUCCACAAGGACAUAAAUUGUUUAAUUGAUUUUAUUUGGAGGAUGCCAUGUUUUCUUUUCUUUUUCUUUUUUUUUUUUUUUUUUUUGAGACAGAGUUU